This is a messenger RNA of Drosophila ficusphila, 641 nucleotides long. RefSeq names its product mediator of RNA polymerase II transcription subunit 11 (gene MED11). The transcript is spliced from 2 exons. Gene Ontology annotation, cellular component: mediator complex. Bases 61 to 576 code for a protein of 171 amino acids. NCBI's taxonomy places the organism in Eukaryota, Metazoa, Arthropoda, Insecta, Diptera, Drosophilidae. Gene Ontology annotation, molecular function: transcription coregulator activity. The record is from RefSeq and is a predicted model, not a curated record. Gene Ontology annotation, biological process: regulation of transcription by RNA polymerase II.
AACGCUCUGGUCACACUAGUAUGACAAGAUUUGUUUACAAGCAACAAACUACGAAAUACGAUGAACCCGCUAGACAAAAUACACGCUCUAGAUGAGAUCGAAAAAGAGAUCAUCCUGUGCAUGCAGAGUGCAGGACAAGCACUGCAGGAGUUGGGCAAGGAAAAGUCUUCGCAGAAAAAUGCCGAAACUCAAUCGCAGCAGUUUUUAAAGAGCCUGUCCAGCGUGGAAUCGAAGCUAUCUGAGCAAAUCAACUAUUUGACGCAGGUGUCUACGGGUCAGCCGCACGAGGGAUCCGGCUAUGCGUCCGCCAAGGUGCUUCAAAUGGCAUGGCACCGCAUACAGCACGCAAGAUCCCGAGUUCGCGAGUUGGAGGAGACCAAGGCCAAACACUCACACGCCGCUCGUCAGCAAUUAAAGCGCCAGCAGGAACACGCUGCCGCUCAGCAACAGCAACAACAACAGCAGCAGCAACAACAGCUGCAGCAAGCGGCACAGCAGCAGCAACAGUCGGGAGGAGGGACCGCCGGUGGGGGAGAUCAUUCCAUGGGCGGCGACUCCUCCAUGUCCACCAACUAAUAUGGGGAUAUUUUUAGGGAUAGCGAUUUCAAAUUUUUUUAAAAUAAAUAACAUUGCAAAAAGUC